AUGGAUACACCUCUGAAGCCAAUGCUUCGCGGCAAUCUAAAGCCAAAUGCAGGAGUGGAUUGUGGUACACGGGAAGCUGAUCAUCACGAAGGCAAUGUUUCCAAUUCAGCUUCGGAAGCACACAUACGUCAUACUCUUUGGCCAAGCUUUCUUCCUCGUUAUGAUAACCCAUCUGUUCAAGUCACUCUAGUUGCCUUGGUCAGUUUCCUGUGCCCUGGGAUGUGGAACGCCUUGAAUGGACUAGGCGGAGGUGGACUCGUAGACGCCAAACCAGCAAACAACGCAAACGUGGCACUCUACAGCACAUUCGCCGUAGUUGGCUUCUUUGCAGGCAUUGUUACCAACAAGCUUGGUGUCAGGGCCACACUCAGUCUCGGUGGAUUCGGGUACACUCUCUACUCUUCAAGUUUGCUUUGCUACAAACACACGGAAAAUGCCGGGUUCCUGAUAUUCGCUGGACUCCAGCUGGGACUGUGUGCAGGCCUAUUCUGGACCGCACAGGGAAUGGUGAUGCUUUCCUACCCUACCGAAGAGACUAAGGGAAAGUAUAUCGCUUGGUCGUGGAUGAUAUACAACAUGGGGGCUGUUAUAGGCAGUGCAGCCAAAGCCGUGAAAAGAUCUGACGGCUCGCCCGUAUCACUUCCCCAAUCCCCGACCUGGAAAAGCGAGGUGCGAGGCCUCACCGACACUCUCAAGCACGACACUUACAUCCUGCUAUUAUUCCCAAUGUUCUUCGCAUCCAACUUCUUCUACCCCUACCAGUUUAACACAUUCAAUCUUGCAACAUUCAAUAUCCGCACAAGGUCAUUGAAUAAUACCUUGUACUGGCUCGCUGAAAUUGGAGGCUCUUAUCUCGCAGGGUAUGCACUGGACUCCUCUCGUCUACGGCGCUCUUCGCGGGCGCGAAUUGCUACAGGCGUACUGUUCGUCCUGAUAUUUACAGUAUGGACCGGCGCAUUCGUAUGGCAACGGAAUAGACCACACACUAUAGCUGGCGCCAUCAAAAAGGAUUUCACCGAUUCCGAUUACGCCGGCCCUAUGCUCCUUUAUCUCGCGUUCGGGUUGUUCGCAGCGGUCUGGCAAACAUGCCUCUACUGGUUUCUGGGUGCACUGACAAACGACAACCGAAAGCUCGCCAACUUUGCUGGCUUCUACAAAGGCGUGCAAUCGGCAGGUGGCGCUGUUAGUUUCCGGAUCAAUACGCUGGCGGUAUCCUCGGUCAACGAGUUGGUGGUAUGCUGGGUCUUGCUUGCUGGGUCUUUACUGAUCGCGGCAUCGACCAUUAUCAGAAAGGUUCAUGACAGAGUCGAGUAG
Parastagonospora nodorum SN15 is the source of this 1314-nucleotide messenger RNA. RefSeq lists its product as hypothetical. The coding region runs from base 1 to 1314 and encodes 437 amino acids. The record is from RefSeq and is a predicted model, not a curated record. NCBI's taxonomy places the organism in Eukaryota, Fungi, Ascomycota, Dothideomycetes, Pleosporales, Phaeosphaeriaceae. The transcript is spliced from 3 exons.